AUGAGCCAACCAAUGAACAUCAUGGGCGGGCCCACUCCCAAUUCCGGCACGCCAAACAACGCGUCCAGCGGGGACAUGUCCCGCCAGAAGCUCAACACAUAUAUUUACGACUACUUUCUCAAGCACGGCAACCAUGAAGUCGCCCGUGCCAUCCUCAAGACUGUCGAUCUCGACCUUGAUCCGCACCAGAGCCCGGAUCGCAAAGACAUCAAUGGCUUGAGCGACUCGAUGGACACCGACUCCAAGGACAACAACAAGAAGCCCGACGACCUUCCUUCACCCAACGUGCCGGCCGCUUCAGACGGCAGCUUCCUGUACGACUGGUGGCACCAGUUCUGGGAGUGCUUCAAUGCCCAACACGGUCGAGGCAACAACACGCAAACCGCAAAGUAUCUGAGCAACGUCCAGGCCCGAAUGGCCAGCGAGCGACAGAGGCUGAUGCGCGUCGAUCCCCAGAUGCAAGCCAAUAUGGCCAUGCGCCCCGGCAUGGUUGGCCCCAGCAUACCAGUACCCCCCGAGAUGGCCAAGAAGUUUGGCCUUCAACCAGGUCGUCAACCUACACAGCAACAGGUGGUACAGAUGCAGCAGCAGAUGCGCAUGCAACAGAUGGCACAGCUGCAGCAGAACGCCAUGCAGAGAGAAGGUUCGACCAUGGAGCAAAGGCCCACGUCUCCUGGCGGCGGCGGCGACGCUGCUCCAUCGCCCAAACGCCAACGACUGGACGGCAACUUCAACGGCGCUAUGGGCCCUAUGGGGCGUGGUCAGCCUCCGGGCAUGCCCGGGCAACAGGUCUGUCUUUCCCCCUCGAUGCGCACAUGGCCACGGACGCUGACAAGACGNCAGAUGGCCAACCCUCAGGCAAAAGCCAUGCAACAGGUAUAUGCCAACUCCAUGCGCCAGCAUAUGCAAUCCGCCAUGGAUUCUAACGUGGACAAGGGGUUGAUGCCUAACGGAGCGCCUCAGAUGGCACAGGAUCCCAACUCGGCCGAGUUCUUCAACACGCAGAUGCGUCCUAUGCCCGGCCAGGCGCCGCCCAACGCCAAUAGCAACCACGCCCUCCAGGACUACCAGAUGCAGUUGAUGCUGCUAGAACAGCAGAACAAGAAGCGCCUGCUGAUGGCCCGUCAAGAGCAAGACAACAUGACCAACGGACCCAACGGCCCUGUGCCUGCUUCUGGACAGCCCCAAAACUUCGCCCCGGCCAUGUCGCCCUCCAACAGCAGGGCUGGGCCUUCUCCAGGCCCCAACGAGCAGAUGCGACGCGGCACUCCCAAGAUGGCUCCCGGUGUCGUCCCCUCGCCCACCGCCGACGGAGGUAUGCCCGGCCGCGCAUCUCCUGCUCCCGGCCAAUUCGAUCCCAACAACCCCAUGAACCCGGCCAUGUUCCCCAUGGCCAUGAUGNNAAAAGGUCCCAAUGGCCAGAUUAUGCAGCCUCCCAGCUCGCAUCCUGCCUUUGCUCAGAUGAACCAGCAACAACAGAUGGACAUGUACCGCCAGGCUCAAGCACGCAACGGCCAGGCACAGAUGGCCAAUGGUUUCAUGCCCCAGCCAGGUCCCAUGAUGGGAGGCCAGCCUCCACCACAACCACCCAACAUGACUCCCCAGCAGCGCAAUGCCGCUAUGCCUCCUCCGCCCGCUCCUGGCAACGACGGUCCAAGAGCUGGCACCGGUCCAUCAUCACCCUUGCAGAACCAAGCUCCACCCACGCCCUCGCAAGCNGAACAAGCCCAAUACCAAGUCCAAAAAGGACAACUCCAAGGCGGCGAACAAGGUAAUGGUUACAGAGCAUUCUUGGUACUUUCUGGCGCUAAUUUUUGUCUUCAGGGUGGCAAGAAGGGAACAACUGGUGCUACUCCUCAAGANGUCGACCGAACAACCCCCGACCCCAACUCCAGCACCACCAAUUACGCCCCAGCCCACUUCAGCUUUCCCCCAAAGCCAAAUCAGCCCCCGAACCAGCAGCAACAAUCCAAUGCGCAAUCCGGCAUGCCUGGCCAACAAAAUCCUGGCGGCGACAUGUCCAACAUCGGAGCUCCAUUCGGCAAUAUGGACGACAACUUUGGCAGCAUUGGCGGCAUUGAUUUCGAAAUGGGCGGCCCAGAUGUGCUCGACAAUUUCGAUUUCGACUCUUUCCUCACAACUGAUGGCGGCGCCGACGGCUUCAGUUUUGAUCCUAGUGGCAUGAACUUUGGCACCGAUGGCGGACUCGAAGCAGGUGGUGACCUUUAA
This is a messenger RNA of Aureobasidium uvarum, 2229 nucleotides long. Lineage: Eukaryota; Fungi; Ascomycota; Dothideomycetes; Dothideales; Saccotheciaceae. The record is from the annotation of a GenBank genome assembly.